Molecule: messenger RNA, 5641 nt
Organism: Python bivittatus (Burmese python)
Lineage: Eukaryota; Metazoa; Chordata; Lepidosauria; Squamata; Pythonidae
Gene: STK3
Product: serine/threonine kinase 3
Biological process (GO): protein tetramerization; signal transduction; protein phosphorylation
Cellular component (GO): cytoplasm
Molecular function (GO): protein serine/threonine kinase activity; ATP binding
Source: RefSeq, a predicted model, not a curated record
UUGGAGUCCGGCAGCGGCCCCCGCGCGGCGGGGGGAGGAGGCGUGCUUGAUUUUUAAAGGGCCAGUAGCGGAAGAAAGUUGCGGGGAGAGUUUCCUGAGGGGGCGCUUCUUCGGGCUUCCUGAUCCGUCCUCGUCCGGCCCCUUCAGGGUGGCAGCAACGCACCGCGCCUUGGUGGGGCCGACCGUCUGGGGAGCCUCGGCCGCAGAAUGGAGCAGGCAGCGCCUAAAAGCAAGCUAAAAAAGCUCAGUGAAGACAGCUUGACUAAACAGCCUGAAGAAGUAUUUGAUGUCUUGGAGAAGCUUGGUGAAGGGUCUUAUGGCAGUGUAUUUAAAGCUAUUCAUAAAGAAUCUGGACAAGUCGUAGCAAUUAAGCAAGUCCCUGUUGAAUCGGAUCUACAGGAAAUAAUUAAAGAAAUUUCUAUAAUGCAACAAUGUGACAGCCCUUAUGUUGUCAAGUACUAUGGCAGCUAUUUUAAGAACACAGACCUCUGGAUUGUUAUGGAGUACUGUGGAGCUGGUUCUGUCUCAGACAUAAUUAGAUUACGGAAUAAAACGCUUACAGAAGAUGAAAUUGCAACCAUUCUUAAAUCUACCCUUAAAGGACUUGAAUAUUUGCACUUCAUGAGAAAAAUACAUAGAGAUAUAAAGGCUGGAAACAUUCUCUUGAAUACUGAGGGGCAUGCCAAGUUAGCUGAUUUUGGAGUGGCUGGACAGUUAACUGAUACAAUGGCAAAACGUAACACUGUCAUAGGUACUCCAUUUUGGAUGGCCCCAGAAGUAAUACAAGAAAUCGGAUAUAACUGUGUGGCAGACAUUUGGUCCCUUGGUAUUACUUCAAUAGAAAUGGCUGAAGGAAAGCCACCAUAUGCUGAUAUUCAUCCAAUGAGGGCAAUAUUUAUGAUUCCUACAAAUCCCCCUCCAACAUUCCGGAAGCCGGAGCUUUGGUCUGAUGAAUUCACUGACUUCGUGAAAAAAUGUCUAGUGAAGAAUCCUGAGCAGAGGGCUACCGCAACCCACCUUCUGCAGCAUCCUUUUAUUAAAAAUGCCAAGCAAGUCUCAAUUCUGAGAGACCUGAUUACUGAAGCUAUGGAAAUUAAGACCAAAAAGCAUGAAGAACAGCAGAGGGAACUGGAAGAAGAGGAUGAAAACUCGGAUGAAGAUGAGCUCGAUUCCCACACCAUGGUGAAAACUACAUCCGAGAAUGCAGGUACAAUGAGGGCCACAAGUACAAUGAGUGAUAGUGCUCAGACUAUGAUUGAACAUAACAGCACCAUGCUAGAGUCGGACUUGGGGACCAUGGUAAUAAACAGUGAUGAUGAUGAUGAAGAAGAAGAUGAAGAUGGAACCAUGAAAAGAAAUGCUACAUCACCACAGGCUCAGCGACCUUCAUUUAUGGACUACUUUGAUAAACAGGAUUCCAAGAAUAAGGGUCAUGAAAACUGCAAUCAGAAUAUACAUGAAUCUUACCACAUAUCGAAGAAUGUUUUCCCUGAUAACUGGAAAGUUCCCCAAGAUGGUGACUUUGAUUUUCUAAAAAACCUAAGUUUGGAAGAGCUGCAGAUGAGGUUGAAAGCUUUAGAUCCGAUGAUGGAGCGGGAAAUUGAAGAGCUUCGUCAAAGAUAUACUGCUAAGAGACAACCAAUUCUGGAUGCUAUGGAUGCAAAAAAAAGAAGGCAACAGAACUUCUGAUUUUCAUACUUAAGAAGAUAAUGCUGCAAGUUGUUGUGGACACUGGGAGAGUCUUCAUAACUACAGGUUUUGAAAGACGAGUACUUCGUGCUUUGCAACAACUAAAGCAAAAGUACUAAAGAAAAGCACGUUAAAUGUCCUUGAGCCCAAGUGAAAAAUCUGCUCUGUUUUUCAUGUUUUAAUACAAUAGAAGUUUCACAUUCCUGAUCUCUUUCAGCAGUGUUUCAGUAAUGCUGUGUGUUAUGCAGUAAUGAGUUGAGGCCCUGGUUAGACUUAAAGCUAUUUCAAAUUUUCCAAUUAAUGCAGAGCUUUAAGUGGCAAUGUAUGCGCCUAACAUUUAAAGGCAUAUUUAUUCCACAUGCUUAGGUGAUUUAUUUAUUUUUAUGCUUAAUGCUUCUUAACUAUAAAUGGUGCUUGCAGUUAGUACUAGUGGAAACCAGGACAGAAUAAGUUAAGUGUAUGUUUAUGGUCACACUCUAAAUAGAAUGUAUUGCUGUAUUAAGGCCUGACUCAGGUAAAGAGGGUUAGCUCCAGCUGGCUUGUAAGCACACACAUGGGUCUCAUGGGGUUUUAGUCAGGAGCUUGAUGUUGAGUGUAGAGAAAUUCUUACAUAAGGAUGGAGCAUGCAGUCUACUCUCUUGGGCAUCUCUCUUUGAAAAUUACAGGGUUAUACAGUCUUAAGCAACUCCUUUUUCCAGGGGACUUGCACUGGAGAAAUUCCAAGUGGGUUUUGUCUUAAGUCUGUCCCUUUCACUUAUAUUAGGCAGGAUCUUACAAUGUAAGAAACAAGUGCCUAUGUACUGUGUUUUCUUUCUCUCUCUCCCUCUCUGUCCCUCCCUCCUUCCCCCUUCUUUUUAAUACAGAAAAAAUGCAGAUCACUAAUUUUACAGUGCAUAUUUCUAUCUGUCACUAUUUUUCAUUUUUCAUAAUUUUCAAUAUCUCAUUUGACUCCACAAUAAAGAUAAUCUUAUUCUAAUAAGCUAGCAUGAUUUUUUUUUUGCUUACUUUUUCACUCCACUUACCUUUUCCCCCUUAUUUUAUUGAAAUUUGGAAAUGUUUUCCUAUUACAAACACACUCUGAGAAACACUAAUUGAAAAGCCAAAGAAAAUUACUCUGAUUCCAGCAUUCUUUCGUGUUUUCUCUUUGUUUUCUUUUUUUCCUGGUAGUUUCCCCUUCAACUGCUCUUCUUUGUAAUCUUUCCCUGGUAAUAUGUUUGUCACUGUAGGUAUCCUAGUACUGUUGUAUAGAUCUUUUUGUCUGUUAUCUUGCGUGCUUUCUUGGAAAUAUGCUCUUUAAAUUGAAUAUCUUCAGUAUGUUGUAGGGUCCCCCCCGCCCAGCUUUUGAUUUAUUCUUCUGUCUAGUAUGUGAAAUGUAUUGUUUGUUGUCUGUAUAGACAGCUACUUUUGUAUGCUUAUGGAAUCCAUUUUGUAAGUCGUGUUACAAUUAUGCUAACAGGGACCACAGGUUUAUUUCGUCCUGACCUUCCCCCUCACCACUAAUUUACAUGGUAAAAUUCUGGAUUUUAGUGAAUUGUCCAUAUGCUCUACAGUCAUUGUGAACCACUUACAUUAUGCACUGAAAACUGGAAAACCACACAGCAUAUUCUGAAAAGCCUUAAAAUAAUUUAAAUAAAUUACCAUUCCUUUAUAUUUCAGCUGAGAACAAUUUUACCAUUGUAUGAGUACAUGUGCAUAGCUUGAAAUCCAAAAUAUAAAUUGAAAAUCACUUAACCUUUUAUAGCUUAAAAAAGCUGCUAUAAACCCUAAUUUUUUAAAUAAAUGAAAUAGAAAAAGUUAUGGUGCAAACCUCACUGGGGCUGAUGUCUCCUACUGUUUUUCAUAUCAGAUUUAUUGCAAUGUACUGUGAAUUAUUAUUUUUUAGGUAAGGCAUCUAAAUCAUUUUACUAAAUGACAGGCAGAUAUAUAGUUAAUUAUAAGUGAUUCUAAUGUGAAUGUUCUUCCUAAUACAUUUUAUAAUAAUCUAUGAUACAGAAGAAUCCCAAUACAUGACUGGUAAUAUGGGCACCCUCCAUCCUAAGAGUUGAAAUACAAGCAGAGUUGUAUGUCAUAAGAGCUGCCAAGACUGUGCUAGAGUCUGUAGAAUGCAAGUAGGAUAGAACUCAACAGUUAAGAAUGAUUCCUAUUUGUAACUCUUAGCCAGUAUAUGACUGCAUAAGUUCUUGGAUCUAAAAGUGCAGGAACCAGUCAUGGUCCCACCCUGAAAAAAAAAAAUCCCAGUACUGAAACAGCAUUAGCGAUUGCUCCUUGAAUAAGUGGAAAGACCAACAUUCACUGCUGGUGACAAGGAGUCCAGAACCCCAUUGUUUCAUACAGAGCUAGGAGUGAACUGUUGCAAUACAGUCUUAUCAGUAUUCACUGAGAAAUAUGUUCAAGUGUAAUGAGAUUAGUCCCAAGUAAGUGUUCAUUGACCAACAAGAACGCUUCUUUAAUGUCCUCAGUUUUUCAGAGCAUUUUGAAAUCUUGUACAUUUUUUAAAAAAUGAAUGUCUAAAUCACUUCUUUUUCAGAUCUGUGAAAAAUACCAAAAAGAUUAAUCAAGGCAUCAGCCUUGGCUUUUCCUGGUGUGCCUUAUGCAUAAUUGACUUUAACCAAUUCAAAAUUACUCAAUUCUUUCUUUUGGUAUUGCUUUGAUUAUUAUUAACACAGUGAAAUCCAGAAAGACGAUUUAUGUAGGCUAAGACAUACACAUAACACUUGGAAAGAUCUCUGUUCAGAUACUAACAUAGUUUUGACAUGUACAUGUUGGUGUAAGAUAUACACAAUCUUCACUCUUUCCUCAUGCUGUCCUUUCCUCUCUUCUUGACUUGCCAAAGUUACCCAGGAAGUUUUCAGUAAGUAUAAUCAUAGUUUUCCAUUGCAUUCAGGUAGCAAACUAGGGUUCAGAACAAACCAGUAAUUUACAAACAGUUGCAAACUGUCAUUUCAGAUUGUAUCUUGCUCUGAAGCUACCUGUAGUUUCCAGGUGCAAAUAUAAUAGAAACCCAUGAUUAUCUGAAGACUUCCUGAGUUAAUUGCAAUACACCAAGACAGGAAGGAACAAAGCCAGGAUUGAAGGCAAGGGCACAAGACAAAUAUUUUUUAUUUCCAAUGUAUUUUAUUUUUUUGUGAUGCUUGCUUUAGUCUCUGCUGCUUAUAAUUGAUUGGUGUUUUAAAUGAUAAUUGUUGAUUGUUUUAUUGUGUUAUUUUAAUUUGAGUUAUAUGGACAAUUUGUGCUUUUAUUGUAAGUUAAGCUGAGAGAUGUUAGCUAGAGGAUGAGUGAUCAUUCUUAGGAUAAAAUAAAUUAAAGUUUACAUCUCUCUCUCUCUCUCUCUCUCUCUCUCUCUCUCUCUCUCUCUCUCUGCUUAAAAAGCUGAGAAUGUUACAUCCUGAAUGGGCCAGUGAAUAUCACACUUGUCCUCUCACUCCAGAAAAUGGAACUAUAGUGAACACCAUAGUUUAAAAGUUUAUUCUCAAACAAUUUCAUUUUCCAAAGCAAAUUAAAUUGCAGAAGUAGCACACAAAAUACACUAUUUGGAAUUCCCUUAAUUUCUCUACAGUUAGUUUAGUAUUAACUAUAGUAGUUUGAAGAGAUAAUUUGAUUUUAUCACUGUUAAUAAAUCAGGCAACAAGUUGUAUAAUAAAAAUGAAAUUUAGGGAUAGGAGUUAUAUGCAAUUGACCUUUUUUAUUAUUUCAUAUUUAUUAAUGUUUACUGAAACAUGCAUUACUUGUGCCCACAACCACUUUUAUUUCCACUGAAAACAUACAUCUUUGUGAAAUACUUUUUUUAAACUAAAACUUGCAAUAAUUCUAGUAUUGACCUUGUGAAAUUUUAACUCAGUUUGGUUUAUGGUUUGUUUUCUGUCUCAUAUAUAAAAGUUUUAAUGUUUUAAAGUACAAUUUCCCCAAACCCUGAAAGAUAAUUGUUUGUUACCAUUUUGAAUAAAAAGUUAUU